UUUGGCUCCGGAGACGCGCUGGACGCAGCGGACUGUCCCGGCUGGUUCUCUGCAGCCCGGAGCUGGAAAGAAGCUUCCGCUGCUGACUAGAAACCAGCGCCUAGGCGAAUCUGACACAUCCGCGCUUUUUAGGCAACUUUCAGAUAAAACAAACCCGGGAUAAAACAGGAAGGACAGCGGAGACUCUACGCAUCUUCCCCCCGGCCGACAGCUGAGUCUGCCGGGGCGCGCUCCUGGCGGCGGACCGCUGAUCUUAACUGGACCUAAACGGAUCUUCAGUUCAUUUGUUCAGAUGAAAGCUUCUCCCACAGGCUGCUUCACAGCGUGAACUUCUUCAGAGAGCGCAGCAGUGCAGCCAUGCUGAAGCCAGGCGAUCCCAGCGGCUCGGCCUUCCUGAAGGUGGACCCGUCCUACCUGCAGCACUGGCAGCAGCUCUUCCCUCAGGCUCAGCUAAAGGCACCUUUGGCUCCCCCUCCUCCUCCACCUGACCGCCUCUCCAUCGCCAUGGACACCCUGCGCCCGUCCCGCCUGCACACCCACCUCCUGGCCUCCACGCACUGCACAUCCUCAUCUUCUUCUUCCUCCACUUCUGCCUCUGCAGUUCCUUCUUCUUCAGCAGCCGCAGCAGCCGCAGCAGCAGCAGCAGCGGUGGCUGCUGCUCUUACUCCAUCCUCCUCCGUCUCCAUCUCCACCUCCACAGGCCUCUCUCAGCUGCCCGUCCCUCAACAAAUUGCCCUCUUUGGGCAGGCUCUGGCACCAGUGUGCACUGGCCCUGUAGGACCAGGAGCAGGAGGGGGAGGAGGAGGAGGAGGACCAGGACCAGGAGGUGCAGCAGACCUGGUGGUGGUGGUCCCCCCGGAGAACCAGCAGGGUCACAACACAGCCGCGGAGCUCCUCCAUCAAGCCAAGGAGCAGAGCUAUGGUGGGGUUGGGGUGGUGUCGUCCAGCGUGAAGAGCAGCAGCAUCGGAGGAAGCAGUGAGGAGAGCAGAAGGUUCAAGCUGACAUCCGAGGAGCUGGACUUCUACCUGUACGGCCAGCAGAGGAUGGAGAUCAUCCCGCUGAGCAACCACACAGGAGAGGUCAACAACCGCUGUGACAUGUGUGCAGACAACAGGAACGGGGAGUGUCCAAUGCACGGCCCUCUUCAUUCUCUGCGCCGCUUGGUCGGGACCAGCAGCACAGCAGCGCCUGUUCCUCUGCCAGACGUCCCUGAUUGGCUGAGGGAUCUGCCCAGAGAGGUGUGUCUCUGCACCAGCACGGUUCCUGGUCUGGGUUACGGGAUCUGUGCCGCUCAGCGGAUACCUCAGGGAACCUGGAUCGGCCCGUUUCAGGGCGUCCCACUCAUGGUGGAGAGACUGCAGUCUGGGACUGUCAGGAACAGCAGACAUCUGUGGGAGAUCUAUGAUGCAGAGGGAACAUUGCAGCACUUUAUUGAUGGAAAUGAUCCCAGUAAAUCUAGCUGGAUGAGAUACAUCCGCUGUGCGAGACACUGUGGGGAGCAGAACAUGAUGGUGGUACAAUACAGGUCCUGCAUCUUCUACAGAGCCUGUAUGGACAUCCCCAGAGGAACAGAGCUGCUGGUCUGGUACAACGACUCCUACACGUCCUUCUUCGGCAUCCCGCUGCAGUGCAUUGCUCAGGAUGAAAACUUAAACGUCCCAGCUACAGUAAUGGAGGCCAUGACCAGACAAGAGUCCCUCCAGUCCUUCAGCAAAAACAGCAAACCAUCCUCAUCUUCAUCAUCUUCCACCCCCCCAGCCACUCUGUUACGAUCCAUGGUCUUCCCCCACUCCCCCUGCUCUCGGAGUUUCUCGCUGCUAGAUAAGGUCGGGGUCGCGGUUCAGUCCGACUCCAGUUUUGGCCAGCUGGGGUCGAAGAACCAGCGAGUCCUGGCGAGCCCGACCUCAACCAGCCAGCUGAGCAGCGAGUUCAGCGACUGGCACCUGUGGAAGUGUGGUCAGUGUUUCAAGACCUUCACCCAAAGGAUCCUGCUGCAGAUGCACGUCUGUCCACAGAAUCCUGACAGACCGUACCAGUGUGGCCACUGCUCCCAGUCCUUCUCACAGCCCUCAGAGCUGAGGAACCAUGUGGUGACGCACUCCAGCGACCGACCCUUCAAGUGUGGAUACUGCGGCCGGGCUUUCGCCGGCGCCACCACCCUCAACAACCACAUCCGCACGCACACCGGAGAGAAGCCGUUCAAGUAAGUAACAGUGCGAGCGCUGCGACCGCAGCUUCACGCAGGCCACUCAGCUCAGCCGCCAUCAGCGACUCCCCAACGAGUGCAAACCUGUGAACGAAAGCACCGAGUCCAUCGAGGUGGAUUAACCUCUGACCUUGAACUGACUGACAGCACGUCCAUCCAUCCCCACUAAGCCAACGUCUGCACUCCUCAGAGUCUCUUCAGUAACUCUGAAGACAUCUGUCUUUCCUCCUUGGCGUCAGCCGGAAAACCUGCAGCAUUCCCAGUCCUGGAUUUCAGAGACUUUCAUUCGGUGACGUUGGAAUAAUUACUCAUCUAAUCUGAGAGAAACUAGGAUUGAGCCGUUAACCAACCCGGAUCCGUUUGUACAGCCGAACUUCUGCUGCAAGCACAGACAGAUUCAGGUGUCUGAAACCUAGAUUCAACCAAACCAAAGAUCCUUUUUUCCCAACAGAGACAGAACUUCCCAACAGAAGAAGCUUCCUGGACGCAGAUAUUUAGUGGAGACCUUUGGGAAUACCAACAUGCUUUCUUCCAAAGAAACUUAGCAGAAACUGGGGCAAAGACACGAAGAAAUGUCAAAUAAAAUCAGAGUGAUUGUCUUCCUGUAGCUUUAUCGGGCUGAUUUUACCAAAGACGUUCAGAACCAAAGCAAGCAGAACAGAACUAGUUUAACUUCAGAAACACAGAAAGCGGUGAGUUCAUUGUAGAAAAAGAACUAAAGAGUAAAACAUAUUAUAUUUAUCUUCUGGCUCAUUUAUGCUGCGAGCACUUUUAGUUCCAGAUGUUAAGUUAAUUUCUGCAGCUCUGAUGUUGUUAAAUGUAAAGAGGAGAAAUCUGAAGGGAUUUCUCCUAGAAAUAAUCCCAGUGUUGGAUAUGCGGCUAACAUAGCAUGACUUUAAUCCUCGUUUUUUACUUCAUGUUUUAUAAUCUCUGAUCAUCUGAAGACACACGACUCUGAAUGUUUUAGGCUUUCAAACCUCCUCUCCUCUCUAAGAACGUGUUUGACUCCAUUUUUCCUCACAUGUGUAAAUAAUCAUGAUGAAACAUUUUGAAUAAAACCAGUGAGGGAACAAGCACGGUCUUUACAUGAACGCCACAAAUGCUUUCUGUGCCUGAGAGUUGAAAAGCUGCUCCUUUCCAACCCAAACAUGGAAUAAAGUAACUUAAAGAGAUGUUUCACUGCAGGACAGGAAGGUUUUAACCUCAGCUGCUGUUUUCUUUCACCUGAUGUAACAAACGCAACGUUUUUACUGAAUAAAGAAUAAAGAAAAACAUUUUCCUGCCAA
Girardinichthys multiradiatus is the source of this 3493-nucleotide messenger RNA. RefSeq names its product PR domain containing 6 (gene prdm6). Lineage: Eukaryota; Metazoa; Chordata; Actinopteri; Cyprinodontiformes; Goodeidae. The record is from RefSeq and is a predicted model, not a curated record. Bases 358 to 2208 code for a protein of 616 amino acids. Gene Ontology annotation, molecular function: protein binding; histone methyltransferase activity. Gene Ontology annotation, cellular component: nucleus. The transcript has 9 exons.